Molecule: messenger RNA, 7992 nt
Organism: Coprinopsis cinerea okayama7#130
Lineage: Eukaryota; Fungi; Basidiomycota; Agaricomycetes; Agaricales; Psathyrellaceae
Exons: 7
Coding region: 1-7992 (2663 amino acids)
Source: RefSeq, a predicted model, not a curated record
AUGCAAGCUCAUGCUCUAGUUCCAUCUGAAAACUGGGACGACGAUUUCGAAUUCCAAGGAUCCUCCACGACCAACUCGCCUGUAAAACGUAACUCGCGUAAGGGGAAGGACCGACAACAACAACAACACUAUGACGCGAAUCGUACCGAACGGAUGUCGAUCGCAAGCUCGCAAUGGACAGAGGAGGACUGGGAUAUAAGAAGCACAGCUAGUCCUGCUCCUAGUCUUAACCACCGCUUCGGCGCCAACGCGCUUGCCAGCUCGAGUUCGCUCGCCAACGCGAAUUACAGCCCAAACGGGAACGCGAUGUCGACAACCACGACGACAGCGACGAACAACAACAGCCCACCGCGCCGCGCCCCCGUGUACAACCGCAAACGCAGCGGGAGUUUCGACCGCACCCACAAAUCCAACGCGUCCAAAUCCUCCAUCCCUCCCGGCCUUGCGCAGUGGGUCGAAGAAGACGGGGAUGGCUUCGGCGAUAACGACGAUCUCGACGGGUUUGGACUCGGCGGGGGCUCUGACAACGUGGUGGUGUUCAACGAGGGCUUGUCGAGCGCGUCGAAGAGGCUUUUUGCUGAUGUCGGGAAUCUUCCUGGGACGAGUGGGAGUGGGAAGGGAGGGCUGGAAGUUGAGACCGAGAAUUGGGACGAUGAUUUUGAAGAUCCGAGUCCGACGAGGGCGACGAUGGAUACGGUUUCGUCGCGUGUGCAGCAGGACUCGUUGGCGACGCCUGUGCAGCACGAGAGCUGGGACGAGGAGUUUGGGUUGGGCCCGCCCCCGCCUUCGCGGAGGAAGAAACGGAGUUCAGAACCCGCCCCGCAGUCCCACUCGAAUCUGUCGUCGGACGAGGAUGAUGAUGCCGAGUUUGGGUUUUUCGAUAAUGAUAGAGAGGAGGAUCGGACGGUCACUGCGAGGUCGAGACGGGUUGCCCUGGCGCGUCUCUCGCCUUCCAGAGCGCACCCCAACUCCUCCAGCUCAACCUCCCCGCCACCACCCGUCCCAGCGAUCCCUUCACCCUUCCUCUCCCCUCAACCUGUCGCGAUACCCUCCCAGCCCUCGUCAUCCUCUCCACAUCCUUUCCCCGCACCACACUCCCCGACAUCCUCGGUCUUUAGCGUCCCAACGACCCUCAACGACGCCCGGUCGUAUACGAGUACGACGCACCUCCAUCCUACGGCUUCGCGGACAUCCUCAGGACACGGUCAUGCCGGACUGGCGAAUGUCCCGCCGUCGCCGCGUAGACCCAAGUCGCGUGAGCGGCGGCGGCUGAGGAAGAAGAGCCGGCCUGUUCCCGCCAACCAAUACGAGAUGAGUAAUUUGUCUGGGUAUUCGCAUCACCACCAUCAGCAGCAUCCGUACGGAGGAGGAAAGUACCCCUACCAGUACGCCUAUUCGUUCUCGGAUGGGGAGUUGGAGGAGAUUAGGGAUACGGAUGAUGGGGAUUUGGAUGGGGAUGAGAGGGUGUUUAGGAGGGAGGGGAUGCGGACGCCUUCGCCUCAUCCGCCGUACUCAGGGCACCACCAUCCGAUGUCUGUCCCUGUUACGCCGUCGCGCUCCUCCUCUGCGAGUCAUUCUCAUUCUCAUUCCCAGUAUCAUGGCCAUGACCAGAACCCAAACAGCAGUAAUACGGCGGGGAGUGGUGUAGCGCCUGUUGUACCCGUACCUGUACCCGCGACGCCGAGUUCUAAAGCGGGUGCGCUGCUUAGUCGGAUUGGGAGUGUGACGAGGAAGGGGUGGGUGAGGCGGAAGCGGGGGUCGAGUGUCUCUGCUGCUGUCGGUGGUUCCGGCACUGCUGCGCUUGGGGCUAGCGAUACUGCAGAAGCACCCGCGUCAAACAAACACCUGUUGAAUCUGGAGUUGGAGGAGCAGAGGCAGCAGCAGCUUACGCCGAGACCGAGGUCGUCGCUUUCGUCGUUGCAGCAUCAGCAGAGGGAGAGGGAGAGGCAGUUGCAGGUGUCGCCGAUGAAUAGGCCGGCGACGUCUGCGUCGCAUCAUCAUCAGCGUCAACAUCAUCCGGGUGUUUCGCCGUCGAUUCAUUCGAGUAUGUCUCCUGCGCAUCCGGAUGUUUCGCCUUCUGGUCACUCGUCGAUAUCUCAUGGGCAUCCUUCUACGUCUCCAAACGCGAAUCACCAUUACCCUUCGACUUCCCCCAAUACGACGACGACGAACCCUCCGCAAUCCAACUCGUGGUUCUUUAGGAGCACGUCCAACUCGACUACGCAUUCGAAUAUGACGAGUUCGAGUGCGUAUACUACGUCUUCGACUGCGACUACUGCGAAUACGCAUGCGACGCGGGAGUCGUAUGUGAGUAGGGAGACGUAUGCUAGUGGGGGGACGUACGCCAGCAGAGACACAUACGCUAGUGGUGGCACUCAUGUUUCGAGGGAGACAUAUGGGAGCAGGGAGACGGGAGGAAGCAGUUUAGCUGGGUACCGAGCUGGUGAGAGUCGGAGUGGGAGUAUGAGUGAUCUUUCACUGCGGGAACCGGGAGGAGGGAGGUAUACACCUAGUUUGGGUGGGGUGGAUGCUUUCGAUGCGCAUCAUCACCAGGAAGGGACGACGAGUACAGGUAGAACGAUGACGCCGAGUACGCCCUCGAAGUUGAUCAAGAGGAAGAGUUUGGGGUUUGUGCAGUUGAGGCGGGUGCGUGGGGACAAGGAUCGUGACCGAGAUAAAGAUAAAGGGAGGGAGAAGGAGAGGGAUAAAGAGAGGGAGGGAGAGGGAAGUUCAGGUUCGGACGUCUUCAGCCCACCUUCUACGUCGUCUACAUCCACACACCCGCAGCCAUUCGCGCGACGUCACCCUUCCACUUCCAAACGACCUGUAUCUAUAGCGGGUCCCUCACCUAACAGACCGUCCGGUCCUCCGAGUUCUGGUGGUCUUCCUGGAUAUGCCGGUGGUAUCGACGGAGGAGGAGGAGCGGGAUCUGGAUCAGACAGUAGGAGUGGGAGUGGGAGGAGGCCUGGUGGUGGAGGUGGGCAGCCGCGUCAUGCGUCGUAUGGACAUGCGAGUGGGAUGAGGGAGAGGAAGAGGAGUGGGUUGGUUGCUGUUUUUGGGGGUGGUGGGAGGGGGAAGGAUGGGGGGAGUAAGGCGAGUGUUGUUGGGGUUUUUGGUGCGGAGGGGGAGGGUGGUGGUGGUGGUUUGGAGGAUCGGAGUGGGGAGUUUGAAGGUGGGAGGGGGAGAGGGAAGGAUGGGGAUAGGGAGAAGGAUAAAGAGAAGGAGAAAGAAAAGGGUACCCUAGCCUCGGGUAUGCGAGCGUUUAUGGGGAAUGUGAGGAGGUUGUCUAUUGUCGGUGGUGGGAGGUCCUCGGAUAGCGCUAACGCCAACCCCGGCCACUCGAACGCUUUUUCUUCGUCGCCUGUUCACGCGGGGAAGGAAGGCAAGAGUCCGAUGGGGCACCAGCGUACGAAGAGUGGAGGUCCUAGUCCUAGUCCUGGGUAUGGGUAUAAAGGGCUUGUUGAUUCUAUCGGACGCGGUUCGACGAGUAGUACGAGUUUGUCGAGGCCUGGUAGUUCUACUAGUCAGCAUACCCAGCAUACGGGUCAUUCACAUCAUGUCCAUCAUACUGGCCAUGGUCACGCCCAACACACGCAGGGACAUGGAAGGCCGCUGACGCCUUCGACGUCGUACCCGCACCUCGCGUCUGCUGUUGGGUUGAGUGGGCUUGGCGGUGUUGGACGGAGGAGUUUGAGUCGGAGUGGGAGUGGGAGGAGAAGUGUUAGUGGCAGUAGGGAGGGGGGUGCGGCCUCUGGGUCUGGUACUACUGGGAGACGGAAGAGUGGAGAGGGUGUUAGAGGGGAGGGUCGGAAGAGCAGUGAGGGUAGGAAGAGUGGGGAGGGCAGUAAGAGCAGCGAGGUGGCAGCACGCAUCGACGAGCAUGGGUCAAGACAUGUCUCUGGAUCGAGUGUUUCCUCUGUUCCUAUGCCCUCCUCCAGGAGCAGGUCGAGAGCGAGAUCGAGAUCGAAAUCGAAAUCGAGGUCGAGGUCCAAGUCCCGUUCUGCGUCUUCGUCUUCGACGUCCCUUCACCGCGAUGGGGAUGACUCGGACGAUGAUGAUGAAGAUGAUGAAGAGAAUGAAGAAGCGGAUGAGUCGAUUACGACGCGCACGGCUCGGUCUCGCCAGGCGAGUUUGUUGGAUGAGAACCAGAAGACGCCGAGGGCGUCGAAGAUUCAGAGUUAUGGAUAUGCGUAUGGGUUGAAGACGCCUGAUAAUCGACCGCCUGUACCGCUCCUACCUGCGAUUGAGCUGCAUUUGCAUCCCCCGUCGCCGCCGCGGGGGAGCCAGGAUCGGGAGCGGGGGGAGAGGGAGGGUGUGGGUGUGGUUGGGGAAGGUGCUUCUAGGUCUAGGUAUCAGAGUAUGAGUGGGGGGUUGGCUCCUGGGGUUGAGGAGUUGGGUGGUUCGCCGGGUGGACGGGGGACGAUGGUUUCGCCGCCGCAUCCUAGUGGGCAUCCUGGUUCCCCGCACCACCAGAAUCAGCAGAAUCAGCGUCCUGCCUCGCCGCAUCAUCAACAUCCUUCCUCACCACAUCAUCAUACCGCUUCUCCGCACCAUCAGCGACAUCCUGCCUCUCCACACCACAAGAAUCAAGCGCAGUACUCACCGCACCACCAAAAUCAGUACCAGAAUCGCCAACCGACGACGCCAAUGUCGACGAAGAGCCUUUCACCGAUUUUGUCUGUUGGGUCGCAGGGUGGUGGUGGCUCGCCGCGGACGGUUAGGGAGGGCCUGGGUGACGUUGGGAGGAGUUUGGAUUUUGGAGCUUGCGGCGAUGGUUCGAGUCCUGAUGCGACAAAUGCUACUGCUAAUAGUCCUUUGGGUGCAAGUUCAAGCCCGAAGGUGCCGCCAUCGGGGAAUGGUGGUUCGACGGCAUCACCGUCGGCUGCGAAUACGGAGAGGAGUGCGAGACGCCCGAUUCGACCGCCUGCGUCGCCUGGCCAGUUGCAGUCUGCGUCGUUGGGACGGAGUGUGGGUAGUCCGGUUGCGAGUUCUACGUCUGCUCUUGCCAGUUCUGGUGCUUCGGGUUCUGGUGCCACCAGUCGUGGUAAUGGGAAUGGUGGUGGUGGUGGUGGUGCAAGUGGGAAUGGGAAUGGGAAGGGUGGUGCGAACGGAGAGGGGGGAGGAGGGGCGGCGGUACCGAGACGCAAUUCGUUGGGUGAUUUGAAGAUUCCUGCGAGGAUUAGUCAAGCGCAGAGCAGUCUCCGCCGGGAUUUGGGUAUGGUUAGGGAGUUUGCUGGGCAUGUUGAACACAUGAAAACUCUCCAGACGACGUAUGAUACCCUUGUUGCGGAGGUUCAGGCGGUUUUGGAGAGGCAGGCGGCUGGGUGGUAUCAUGCUCAGCAGCAACAGCAACAGCAAGCUCGUGACGCUGAACAGUCGGAGGAGCAGCCUCGUGCGAUUUCGCCUAGUUUCUUCAAUAACCUCGUUGGGUCGGCUCGAUCCGGUGGUCUCAAAGUUCGGAAGAGGUCGAAUACGAAUCCUGAUCAAGCUCAACCGCCACAACCGACGCAACCUAUACUCUCGGCACAGGAUCAGGCCAAUAAAGCGGCGUAUAAAGACCUUGCUACUGCGUUUUAUACUAUUAAUUCCAAGUACCGGAUUUCGUGGGAGUGUGCCGAGUUGUUGGUUGAGUUGGGGAGUACGGGUGCUUCUGGUGGUGGUGGUGGGGGGAGUGCGACUACGAGUCCGAGUCGUGGUGGGUCUGUGGGUCGCAAUGCCGGGUUCGGGAUGGCCAGCGCCGUUGGUGGUGCAGGCCAUAUGGUUGGUGGGGAUGGAGGGAGAAGUGCUAGCCCUAAUGCUGGGGUGAUGGGAGGUGGGACUGGAGGGAGGGCGAGUUUGGGACAGUCGUUGGCCGCUGCGAGUGCGUCUACUACUGCUGUUGGGUUGGUUGGUGGACAUGAGGUCAAGGGGAAGAGGAGUCGGGAGAGGGCGAUUACGCUUGCUGGUGAUGAGUCGAGGCCGAGUACGCCUUCUGGAUUGGUGGCGAUGGCUGGGGCCCAGCCACCUCAUUCACACUCCCAACCUCAGAUCUACUCCCCGAAUUCUCAGGGAUCGCAGCAUCAUCCGCCUACGGCGAGCCCGCCCUUAUGGAGAGCCUCGACUGGAAGACACGAUCUCAGCCACAGGCAGCUUGCGCUCUUGAAGGAGAUGUUGAACAAUUCGGAGCCUGUGGCUGCAACUGCCUCGCCCCCGCCUGCGAGCUCGAUACCGGAAGAACCUCUGUCGUCAGCCUCCCCGUUCGGCUCGCCCACUUCGCAUGGGGUAGGGAUGGGGUUGCUGGCUUCGCCUUCGUCAGGUGGUGGGAUCAUGAUGCCCUUCUCGUCGCCGUCGUCUGCAACUGGUCCUGCCGGCUCAACGCUCAACGUGAAUCGGGAUUGGAGAUGGGGGAACGAUCCGAUGGCGAGUACCGUUACACUUCCUUCUGAAGAGGAGAGCAUCGCUACGGGGGAGAAUAAUCAGGGCGGGGAGGUCUCUGGUGCGAACGGUGCCAGCGGAAGCAAGAAGAGGAAGACGGGCAAGUUGAAUAUGAGUGGGUUUAGGGAUAUGUUGAGGGCGUUGAGGAGGGGUGGGGGUGUGAUUGAUACCUCUCUUGCGAUGGUCAACGCACAGCAGCAGCAGCAACAUGGAGGACAGCAGCCUGAUGGAGGGGUGUAUACCAGUAGCGCCCCGAUGUCAAUGGCGGCUUCGACGACGUCUUUGGCGAUGGAGAGUAGUGCGGACGGGCAUGGGCGUGUGGGCAGGUCGCCGACGUUGCAGCGUGAUGGACGGGGAGAGAAGAAGAGGCCGAGGAGUAGUGUUGGUGGGAGAGAGCCGAGCAUUGGACCUGAGUUUUCGGAGCAGCAGUUGUAUACGGGUCACAAGAUCCCACCCAAGAGUCCUCGUCGACCAUCGCUAGCAUCUAUUUUUAGGAUUGGGAUUGGUGGGAAGAGUAGGAGUGGAGGUGGGGGUGGGGGUGGGAGUGUGACUGCUUCGGAUGGUGGAUUAGCUGGGAGUGUGCCAGAGUCGAGUGCGUCGUCGAGGGUGCCGAGUGGGAGUAGUCACAGUGGCGCUGAGAGCUCGAGUGUACCUGGGAGUGGGAGGCCAAGUCGUGAUUUUGGACGGCAGGAUGGGGUGGAUGGAGAUGAGGAUGAUGACGAGGAGGAGGAUUGGGACCAGAUUGAUUCGGCGUCUGACUUGGAUGGACAUCCCGAUCAUCAUCUGCACCAACAUGGACAUCAGCUGCAGCAUGGCGGGAAGCCGUAUGGUGGCCUUAGUCCGACUGGAGUGGAGGGAUCGGCGACGAUACGGGCGACGUCGACGAGUCGGGGCAGGAAGUUGAGGAAGCCGAAUUCGCCGUAUUUGCAGCAGGAUCCUUAUGCUGCGCGUUCGACUUCGGGGCUUAGCACGGGUGGAGGAAGGAGGAGUGCGAGUGCGAGCCAGGUUUCGUUGAACCUCAGUGCUAGCGAUUCGUCUUCCGUCGCUGGAACGAGUGGUAAUGCUCUCUCCGGUUCGAGAGCUGGUCCAGCAAGUUCGGUUACAGCCCUGUCGACUCCCCGACCUAUCCGACUUUCGAACGUGCAGGAAAGUCAAGCGGAGAGCCCGGUCUGGCCGAUGCGAACUUCUUCGCUUGCACACGGGGUGAAGCCAGGUCCUACCAAUCGAUCUGUGUCGGGAUCUUCUGGCAAGUUCCAUACGACUGGUAAGGUUGCGUCCGGGUCGUUGAGAGCUGGUCCGCCCCAGCCUAUCACCGUUCCUUCAAACUCGAGUUCGUCGCCUCAGCCCAGGCCGCAUAGUCAAGUUCCGCCUACACCGACGUUGGCGCUGACCCCGGAGAAUAUUCGGCCGCUGUUGGAGAAUGCGAGGGAGGUGCAGAUGAGGUUGAAUCAGUGUAUUGCGGAGGUGCAGGCGUUGCUGGAGAGGGCGAAGGAGGUUCCUGUGCCCGGUGAAAAUAAGGAGGCGAGUCAGAGUCGGGUGUCUGUGGUUGAAGAGGUUGGUGUUGGUGUUGCGUCGUAG